Macadamia integrifolia is the source of this 1807-nucleotide messenger RNA. RefSeq names its product 4-coumarate--CoA ligase-like 6. Gene Ontology annotation, cellular component: peroxisome. Gene Ontology annotation, molecular function: CoA-ligase activity. The record is from RefSeq and is a predicted model, not a curated record. The coding region runs from base 1 to 1689 and encodes 562 amino acids. Gene Ontology annotation, biological process: ubiquinone biosynthetic process. NCBI's taxonomy places the organism in Eukaryota, Viridiplantae, Streptophyta, Magnoliopsida, Proteales, Proteaceae. The transcript has 6 exons.
AUGGCUACAAUAGCUGAAACUACCCAAACCCAAAGAGGAAGCCAUGAUACCAGCAACCUCACAAGAAUCUCCAACUGUGAUUGGUUUAAUCCAGAGACAGGAAUCUAUAGCAGCAAGCAAAAACUGAUUCAGCUCCCCACAUAUCCAUAUCUUGAUGUUGUCUCCUUGAUCUUCUCACACAAACACAAUGGGGUUACAGCCCUUAUUGAUUCUUCAUCAGGGUUCACAAUCCCCUACUCAAAACUUCCUCAGAUGGUAAAAUCUAUGGCAUCUGGCCUAUAUGAAAUUGGGAUUUCUCAAGGGGAUAUAGUUUCAAUUCUAUUACCUAAUACAAUUUACUUCCCUAUCAUAUACUUGGGUAUAUUGUCCAUUGGUGCCAUUGCAACUGCCACUAAUCCUCUCAGUAGUCUCCCUGAGAUAGAGAAACAGGUGAUUCAAUGCAGAACAAGUUUUGUGUUUACCACUGUAGGUAAGGUCAAGGAAAUUGAGAAAAUGGGUGUUGGGGUUAUUGCAGUGCCUGAGAAUGUAGAUUCAUUUACAAACUCCCCUGAGUUUUCCUGUUUUAACAAGCUUCUUUCGAGUGAUCCGAAUUUGGCACCGAAGCCUAUAAUCAAUCAGGAAGAUACAGCAGCUAUCCUCUUCUCUUCCGGUACUUCUGGUCCCAGUAAAGGGGUUGUUAUGACACAUGGGAAUCUGAUAGCAUCAGUUGAGCUUUUUGUUAGAUUUGAAGCUUCUCAGUAUAAUUACCCAGCUUCAGAGAAUGUUUACUUGGCCACUCUUCCAUUGUUUCAUGUAUAUGGCCUUUCCCUGCUCGCAACCGGAUUAUUAUCAUUAGGAACGAAAGUUGUGGUGAUGAGAAAGUUCAGCGAAGACGAAAUGGUGAGAGCCAUUGAUAAAUACAGAGUCACACAUAUACCUGCUGUUCCACCAAUAGUGAUGUCUCUGUUGAGAAUAAAGAAGAGUGGCCAUAAAUUUCCAAGCUUGAAACAAGUCUCAUCUGGUGCAGCACCGGCAAGCAAACCUCUCCUCGAAGAAUUCCUUAGGAAUUUCCCUAGUGUUGAUUUUAUUCAGGGUUAUGGCAUGACCGAGACAACUGCAGUAGGUACCCGAGGCUUCAACAAAGACACAAUUAAGUAUACUUCAAUUGGACUAUUGGCUCCUAACAUGCAAGCUAAAGUGAUAAAUCCAAUCUCUGGUUUCUCUAUGCCUCCUGGAAAAAGUGGUGAGCUAUGGCUUCGCGGACCUGGUAUUAUGAAAGGAUACUUAAAAAAUGAAGAUGCAACAAAAUCUACAAUUGAUAAGGAUGGUUGGCUACAUACUGGUGACAUUACCUACUUUGAUCAAGAUGGAUACAUUUAUGUUGUUGAUCGUUUGAAGGAGAUAAUCAAAUACAAAGGGUUUCAGAUUGCUCCUGCUGAUCUAGAAUCUGUGUUGAUUUCCCAUCCAGAUAUACUUGAUGCUGCUGUAACAGGUGCCGUUGAUGAAAUAGCCGGGGAAAUACCAAUUGCAUUUGUUGUAAAGAUGCCAGGAAGUUCACUUUCUGAAGCUGAUGUGAUGACUCACGUCGCUGGAAAGGUUGCCCCAUACAAGAAGGUAAGGAAGGUGAUCUUCACAAGAUCCAUUCCCAGGUCCCCUGCAGGGAAGAUUCUUAGAAGACUACUGAAGGAGACCUUGAUGUCCAGAAUUUAAUUAAAAGGGCCAAUUUUGGAAGGAGAAACAUGGAAUGGUGCUCUACCUUAAAUAUAUAGGGGGUUAAAUAGGAAUGGUUCAUAUUGAAAUAGUGAUGAAAACAUUGAUGGAUGGUCAA